Messenger RNA from Seminavis robusta, 705 nucleotides. The record is from the annotation of a GenBank genome assembly. NCBI's taxonomy places the organism in Eukaryota, Bacillariophyta, Bacillariophyceae, Naviculales, Naviculaceae.
AUGCAAGCCCUGGAUGAGCUCGAGUCUGCGACUCAUCCCACGCUGCGAGAGAAAGUAGAGACGGCUAGGAUCCUUACCAAGGGUUUCGAUGAACAGCCCAAGGACUACGACAACGAGACCAUUGCCAUCCUCCUCCAUGCAUACAACCACAGUGAUUAUAAUCCGUGGCUUCAGACGAGCCUUGUUCCGUUGGCGGAGGCAUUGAAACUCUCCACAUUUGACACGGUCCGGAACUUGGAUAUCGACGGAUGCUACAAUUUGCUCGUGGCAUUCAAAAAGAAGUGGCUGAUUUGCAACCCGCAUUGUGUUGCUGCCGUUCGGUCCUACCUUCAGGAUGGAACCAUUGUUGACAGCGAGUUCUCGACCAACAACAUCCACUUCAGCAAGGAAUACAACCUCGAGACAAUGCAUGCUCUACUUGGAAUCUAUCUCGACCUGGUCCCAGAGGAUCUUACAGGCAUGGUUCGUCGGACGAAGAAUUCAAGUUUGCCCACCUGGGGCAAUGCGCUCCCCUUGGUCGGCUACAACAACGGAGCCCCAGCUGAACCUGCUCCUGGCAGCUUUGCGUUCGGCGGCGCAGAGAUAGUCCCUCAAUGGUAUGGCAAUCAAAACUUUGAGGAGGAAACGUGUACCGAUGCAUUGCUCCUGCCCGCGGAAGGGGACCAAAACCAGGCCGAACCAUCCACUGGUCCUAUGGAUGGUUAG